AUGAGCCCAGAUCCCUGCCCUUAUCACAUUCCCAGACUCCCCAUCUUAGGACCCAAGUCUGACCUCCUUCAGGAUCUGCAGCUGUGUUACGCUGUGUUACAGGAAAGGGGACGCAAUCCAGACCCCAAGGGAGGGUUCUUGGAUCUCGUGCAAGAAACAACUCAGGCUCCUGGGCCCUUCCUCCCUCACCGCCAUCCCUGUCUUCCUGAGCCUCCUCCCUCUGAAUUUCUUCAUCAGCAAGAAGAGGAACCACAGUCAGGAAGAGCAAAUGAGGCAGAAGGACUCGCGGGCCUGGCUCAGCAGCUCCAUCCUCAGGAACUCGAGGACUAUCAAGUUCUGUGGCUGGGAAGGAGCCUUUCUGGACAGAGUCCUGGGCAUCUGGGGCCAGGAGCUGGGCGCCUUGCGGACCUCCGGCCGCCUCUUCUCCGUGUCGCUGGUGUCCUUCCAAGCGUCUACAUCUCUGGUAAUGUCACUCUAGUCUCUAUGCUGAGCAGGACUGGGGAAGGAGUGUGGGGGUCAGGGGGUGAGGUAAGUGGAGCCUCCCAGAUCCUACCACCCUGUCCAUCAAAACCCACACAUUCUAGAUCCUGUUCUCUCAGGGUUCCUGCUGUCUUCUGCAUGAACAAAUUAAUCACAUCAUUCUGUUGAAGGUGGCAGUGGCUGAUGAGGUCAGCUGUUCUGAGAGUUCCAGGCUUCUACAUGUGGGGACGAGGGUUCAGGUGCAGGGGGACUGCAGAGGUAGAAUCUGGGGCCUGAGUGGCUUCCCUGCUGCUGGCCAGCAGAUGUCCACAGCCACCCUGUCACUGAUGUGAUGCUUGUCCUACCAUCCU
Molecule: messenger RNA, 830 nt
Organism: Sapajus apella (tufted capuchin)
Lineage: Eukaryota; Metazoa; Chordata; Mammalia; Primates; Cebidae
Exons: 3
Coding region: 1-648 (215 amino acids)
Source: RefSeq, a predicted model, not a curated record